Molecule: messenger RNA, 5225 nt
Organism: Cryptotermes secundus
Lineage: Eukaryota; Metazoa; Arthropoda; Insecta; Blattodea; Kalotermitidae
Product: heterogeneous nuclear ribonucleoprotein U-like protein 1
Exons: 17
Coding region: 125-2842 (905 amino acids)
Molecular function (GO): protein binding
Source: RefSeq, a predicted model, not a curated record
UCUACUCCAUGCACGCCAUCUUCGUCAAAGAAAAAGAGCAGUAGUUAGGGUUUGGAAGUUUUUGGUGUUUUAGUGUCCUACGUUGGUGACAAGUUCAUAAUUCUGCUUGAAAUAAUUAGCAAGAAUGAGUGCUAGCAUGGAUCUGUCAAAAUUGAAAGUUGUGGAGCUUCGUGCUGAAUUAUCAUCUCGAGGUUUGGAUACAAAAGGAAACAAAGCGGUUCUCGUUGACAGGCUGAAGGAAGCUCUGGAUCGAGAAGCAGUUCAAGGAGAAGAGGAGGAGGAGGAAGGAGGAGGUAGGGAAGUAGAGGCUGCAGAAGAUGAAUUGCUAUGGGGCGAUGAGGGUGAAGAAGAAGAAGAAGAAGAAUUACCCCCAAAGAUAUCACAGAAUGAAUCAGAAUUAGAGGCAGAUUCACAGAUGGACACAAGCUAUGAAGAAGAAGCCAAGCCAGUGCCUGUCAUUAAAACAGAACCUGAACUGGAAGCUGAAAAACAAAAGACUCAAAAAGUGGAAGAGCCCACGCAGGCCCCUGUAUCUGACAGUUCACCUAAGGAUGUAAAACCAGAAAUAAAGCAAGAAUCUGUUACUAAAGAGGAGAAUAAAGAUCAGAUGGAUGUUAAGGUGGUUUCAACAGAAAUUAAAACAGAAAAGGAGCCUGAAGUAAUUGAAGUGAAAGAUGAGCCUGAGGAGAAAAUCGUUGUUGAUACAAAAGAUGAAAAUCGUGAUCGCAGGGAUAGAGAGGAACGUCGUGGUGAGAAACGUCGACGAUCUCCUAGUCCUCCUCGCAGAAGGAGUCCUCCAAGAAAACCAGAUGAUGAACCAGAUUAUGAUGAUACAGGUGUUAUCCUAAGCUGGUAUGAUUCGGACUUAAACCUGGUUAUUGACAAAGAAAGUUUUGCUUCAGCUGCACCCAUGUUUGAUCAUGGGUUUGGUUACAUCUGGGCUGGAGCACGAGCCACAUAUGGGUUUCAGAAAGGAAAAGUGUUUUUUGAAGUUAGAUUGAUUGAAAAUUGUGAUGUGUCCCACCUGGGAGAUGAACCCACCCCUCAUGUUGUAAGAGUUGGCUGGUCUGCAGGUGACACCUCUAUGCAACUGGGGGAAGAACCAUUGUCUUAUGGUUAUGGUGGAACUGGUAAAGCUUCAACUGACUGCAAGUUCAAGGAUUAUGGAAAGUCAUUCUGUGUUGGUGAUGUUGUUGGAGCACUUUUGGAUUUGGACAGUGAUGCAGUUACAAUGAUAUUCACUAUAAAUGGAGAAACGCAGGGUGUGGCAUUUAGCAUUAAUCGUUCUGAACUCCAGGAUAAGGCUCUGUUCCCACAUAUUCUGAGCAAAAAUACCAAAUUCAGAUGUAACUUUGGCAACGAAGACUCCUGGUUUCCACCUCCAGAUGGUUACACAUUCGUGUCACACAUAGCAGCAGAUCAGAGAGUUAGUGGCCCAAAACGUCCAGAGAAAAGAGAGGACUGUGAGAUAAUUAUGAUGUGUGGUCUACCUGGCUGCGGGAAGACAACGUGGGCUAAUGAGUACUAUGCGAAGCAUCUGGACAAAAAAUACAACAUCCUUGGAACGAAUAACCUGAUAGACAAAAUGAAGAUGAUGGGCCUGCCAAGGAAGAGGAACUACGCUGGCCGCUGGGAUGUACUUAUUGACAAGUGCACAAAAUGUUUGGUGAAACUGCUAGAGGUUGCAUCUCGUCGCAGGAGGAAUUACAUACUGGAUCAGACCAAUGUCUAUCCAUCGGCCCAAAGACGCAAAAUGAGGGGUUUUGAGGGCUUCAUACGGCGAGCAGUAGUAAUUGUACCAACAGACGAGGAGUUCAAGAGGCGUGUUGAAAAACGGGAGAAGCUGGAAGGCAAAGAUGUUCCAGACUCUGCUGUCCUAGAGAUGAAAGCCAAUUUCAUGCUGCCAGAGGUGGGUGACAUAUUCAACGAAGUAUUAUACAUUGAACUGUCGGAGGCAGAUUCCCACCUCUUGGUAGACAAGUACAACAAAGAAGGGCGAGAUGCGGGGUAUGGACAGUCACAGAAACGCCAUCGAAAUGACAACCGUGAUGGAAGGGACAGGUCCUCAUUCCGAGGAGGAUACAGACCAAGAGGUGGACCAGAUAACAGGAACCGCAGUGGUGGCUGGCUCCCAAGAGGAGGAGGAGGUGGGGGUGGAGGUGGUGGCUGGAGAGACAGAAAUCAGCCUCAUAGUGGUUUCCGAAGUGGUGGAACAGGAGGAGGUGGUAGUGGAGGGGGUGGUGGCGGAUGGAGAGGAGGUCGCGGCGGCAGUGGUGGUGGUGGUGGUCGGGUAGGUGACUCCCAUGGCAAUAGAGGCUUUGAUCGUAACCGCCCUUCAGGAGGCAGUCGUAAUCAGCAGUCUGGAGGAAAGGGAAACUGGGGAGGUUACAAUCAGGGAGGCGGAGGAGGUGGUGGUGGCAGUGGCAGCGGAGGUGGCGGUGGCAGUAGUGGUGGCGGCAGUGGUGGCGGUGGCAACUGGGGAGGUACUGGUGGUGGAAACUGGGGACCCCAGGGCUACAACCAACAAGGCUGGACACAGCAGAACUACCAACAACAGGGUUGGAAAGGAUAUGGCCAGCAAGCCAACUAUGGACAAAACUAUCCUCAACAGGGGUAUGGCCAACAAGGUUAUGGGAACGGAGGCGGUUAUGCCAAUUGGACUCAGCAGUAUUACAACAACCAGGCUUAUGGCACUGGAACACAGGGAUGGGGACAGACCGGAACAGAUGGCACAUAUGCUGGUUAUCCACAGCAGGGAACUUGGCAAGGCUAUGGGCAGAGCAAUUACAACUAUGGUAAUACAGGCACGGGGGCUGGACAGCAGACGCAGCAGAAUAAGUAAACCCUUCCAUGCUGCAUUGUCACUUUCAUAACAAAAAUCUACAGGUGGUACCAUGUUUUAUGUAUAGAUAUAAAGGUGGCUAUUUUAAAAUCCACUGUUUUCUUCCUGUAAAGACACAAUACAUGACAUACUUUUUAGUGAUAGUAUCAAUGAUAACAGGCACAAAGAAUUUUUCUUUUGCUGUUCAUAGUUUCUGUAAUGUGUGAAGUAGUUUUAUGUGAAGUACUGUAUGACUGUACAGUUUUUUAAAACAUGGAUAUCUCCGGAGAGGAGCUACAUGUCACGUCACCUGCCAUAAGUUCUUAAGGGGUGUGAAUUAGGGGAGAAAUGAGCAGUGAAAUUCCAUUUUUCCCAUAAAAAUUAUAGACUGCCAGUGAAAUAUUAAUUUUGAAAAUGGAAAUUUGGAAAAAAAUAUUCCUUGGUCUGUAUGUGAUUAUUGCAGAAACAAGUACUGAUUUCGUGUUUCACUGCGUCAUUAGUGUUCACUUUUAGCUUUGGAUUUUCCAGGUAUAAGUUACAGCAUGGUUGAGCAUAGCCAGCAGCACCCAGUCUGAUGAAUUGUGCUGAAGAACUAUAGUACACUAUCCUAUUGUUCCAUGUGACUAACUGAAACCAUAUUGUAUUUUACUGCUUAUAUCACACUAUGAAUUUAUUCAGGUAUUUAACAGUAAUUCAGCCUUCACAGUGUUGUAGCAGAGUUCUGGAACCCAUUUUAUUAGAAAGUUGCACAUAACCAAGAAAUAGCAGUGCCCAUACUGAGUGUGAGAGUCAUAUUAUGUCUCUAUAUCUUAUUCAGAGUAAGAAUUGUAAAAAAGUAAAGCAGUGAAUUUGAGAACCCCUGCUGGAGCAAGUUUUCAAAGAUGUUGAUGGAAACACAUCGUCUGCAUUUAGAUGUCUGGCUCAGAGAUGAUAAGCAUGCAAGUUAACUUCCUUAAAAAAUACCCCCCACCCCCGCCAAAGACUAUUCUUAUCAUACAGUCCGUCUAAUAUUUGAACAUAGACAUUAUGUCAUCAGAAAGUCACUAAAUUCUAUUUUCAGCAUGCUGCUACUAUUCAUACAGAAUUCAGAAGCACGAGGUUAAUACAUCUCAGCAAAUGGCACAGGAUGUUUAAGGAUAAUGAUGUAAAAGGACUAUGAAAUCUGUAUGUAGAGAAUAAUGAAAUUAUGUUAAUGUAUUAUGUUAUCCUUAUGUUCCUAAUAUUUUAUUCUGUUGUGAUCUUAGUUUUGGUAUGCUGUAUUCUUACAAUUUUUUGACUUUCUAAUCUACUAGAAAUUUUAUAGAUGCAUAAUAAAUCACCUUGUUUGCUCUUACCAACAUAUUUGGCAAACAAAUUCCAGUUUGCAGCUGGAAGUAGACAGGCUGACGCUAGGCUUACCACUAAACAGUCAGUGGUAUUAGACUUUUAAUAUUCGAACUUUGGCCUUUUGAAUACUCAUAGCUAUGAAAUAGACCAGUUACUUCACAUGACAUUGCUUCAGAUAUAACUGUGCAUCAGUGUGAAAUUUCAGUUACUAGAAAAUUAUGUAUAAUGCGAACAAAACUUGCCAUCGUUUUGAUUGUUUCUUGGACAGUGACUGAUACCUCAGUAAUAUGUCUGUUUUCAUCAAGUUACAACUCACAGAAGGACGUGUCGAGUAUUUAGGUGCAUACUUAUAGCCUGCAAUGUUUCAUUUAAAGCAUUCAUGACUCAUCUUUAUAUACAUAUUCUUGUAUCUAAUAGGAGAGUCUUUCUUUUCAAAUCUUGUAAGCACAGUCACUGAGGUAUUCAUCAGAUUGCCUGUUCAGGCUUAUUUCAGUUUUGUAUUCUUUCUGAUAACUUUACCAGCAAAACAGUUUCAUUUUAUGUACAUUACAUUUCAACCUGGAUGUAGAGUGGUUGUUUUAAAUGGUAAGAACUUCAUAAAUAAAUAAUUUUAGAAAUAUAUUUUUUAUUCUGAAAUACUGUAGUUUGUCUUGCAGCUUGAAGCUUCAACAAAGUCACUGAUGUUAGAUACACAGCAUACAAAAUGUAUGUGGCACUGUUAUUGAUUAGGCAUUUUUCUGCCUUUGAAAUAUUUACACAAAUCACAUAGAAUAUACAAGAAAAGAUAAUGGUCAGGGUGAAGUCUAAUUGGUUAAGAACCACAUCAUGAGGUUGUAUGAGAGAAUGGAUCACAUUGAAUCUUCAUAAUAUUUUGCAUGACCUUUAAUUCUAUGUAAUUUUGAAGAAGUCUCUAUGAGAAACUUUGAAGGAAACUGCUACUUGUAGCACUGAAUCAUUGUUAUUUUGUCAUAAACUCAUUUUGUGUCCAUGAAACUGGUGUAAUUUUUAUACCAAUAAUGAUUAAUGUAAAAGUCAUACCAUAUGUACAAACUUUGAAGAAUACAUAUUCUGAACUAAG